ACACUAAGCAGAAACGAAAACUAAUUUUUUGCCAAUGCAUUGAUUCUGCCUUUUAAACAAAACCAACUAAAAACAACAAAAUGCAAAGCUUCAUUAGACUAUCAAGUGCAACGCGCCCGUUAUAAAUAAUUUUAAACAAAUCGCGCGAUUAUUGUUUGUUCGUCGAAACAGUAAUAAGACAGACGCUGAUAGCACAUAAAUUGUAGAAAAACAAGAGCAGGAGCCCCUAACGGCGACGAACAGCUGGGCAGGAAUAAUAGGCUCGAAGUUUAGCUAGUAGCUAGGAGCAGCCAAUAAAUGGCCGAUGGUAAUGUUCAGGCAGCAGGUGCAGCAGCUUCUCGUGCUGGCAACAGCGCCCUCGACGCUCCACAAACCGUAAACAACAGCGCUGCCAAUCCAAACCAGCCGGGAACGUCUGCUGCCCCAGCAGCAUCGGGCAGCAGUAGCAGCAUCAGUGCGAGCGGGAGUGCAAGUGGAAGUGCAAGUAGCAGCAGCAAUGGGAACAGCAAUCAAGGAUAUUAUCAGUUAAGCGUGACAAUUGAGGAGGCUUCGCUGCGCAAUAAUGGAUUUCUAAAACCGAAUCCCUAUGUGGAGCUGUUGAUAGACAGCAAGAGCAAGCGAAAGACGGAUUUGGUGAAGAACAGCUAUCUGCCAAAAUGGAACGAGGAGUUCACAGUGCUGAUAACGCCCAAUUCGACGCUGCACUUCAAGGUGCUGGACCAUUCGAGCUUUCGCAAGGAUGCAAUGCUUGGCGAGCGCGUCAUUCAAUUGGCACACAUAUUGCACCAUUACAACGGGCGCUGCGAGUACCUCGAACUGACCAUAGAUCUGUUUGUGACCUCCAAGUCGGACAACCGACAAACCAAAAGUGGCGAACUGGUGGCUAUUCUCAACGGCCUUAAGCUGGACAUGAGCAAGGUAGUCCAGCUGCAACAAAAUGGCACUGCCGUCCAGGCGGUCAACACUGCGGUGAGCGAUGCUGCUGCCGCAGGACGUAGCUGUAUGAUCUAUGGAGGCGUGCGUGCUCGAAUGCCUAUGCGCUCCAGCAAUGCGGAGCCGCCGGCGGCUACUCGUUCACCACAGUCUAACGGUAUAUCCUCGGAACAACGACGCUCAGCUGCGCCGCCAGUCUGGGAGCAACAGCAGCAGCAGCAACAGGUUGCACAACCUCAGCAGCCGCUGCGCCUGGCUAAUGGCACCGCAGCGGCUGUGCCGCAGACAGCGUCCUACCCACAACAACCGCCGGCCCCAGUGCCGGCACAGCAACGUCCAUUGACCCAGGCGCCAGUCUACGCGAAUGGGCCGAUGGAGAACGGCGCACAGGGAACAUACAUGCUAAGCGGAACGCCGGACCAACCAGCAUGUGGCACUGGGAUACCUGUAAGCAAUGGGUCAGAUCCGCAGCUGCAGACACAACCAGCGGAAGAUGAGCUGUUGCCGGCCGGUUGGGAAAUACGGUUGGAUCAAUACGGACGUCGCUAUUACGUCGAUCACAACACACGUUCGACGUACUGGGAAAAGCCGACACCGUUACCGCCCGGCUGGGAGAUACGCAAGGAUGUGCGCGGUCGUGUUUACUAUGUGGACCACAACACGCGAAAGACCACCUGGCAACGGCCGAACAGCGAGCGCCUGAUGCACUUCCAGCACUGGCAGGGCCAGCGCGCUCAUGUUGUGGCCCAAGGCAAUCAGCGGUUCCUUUAUUCACAGCAGCAGCAGCAACCGACGGCUGUGACAGCGCCAGUAACGCAAGACGACGAAGAUGCGCUGGGUCCGCUGCCCGAUGGCUGGGAGAAAAAGGUGCAAUCCGAUAACCGAGUCUACUUUGUAAAUCACAAGAACCGCACCACCCAAUGGGAGGAUCCACGUACUCAGGGACAAGAGGUGAGCCUGAUUAACGAGGGUCCACUGCCACCGGGCUGGGAAAUCCGCUACACGGCUGCUGGCGAGCGCUUUUUUGUUGAUCAUAACACGCGGCGCACUACCUUCGAAGACCCCCGGCCUGGUGCGCCGAAGGGCGCCAAAGGCGUCUAUGGCGUACCGCGCGCUUACGAGCGCAGCUUCCGCUGGAAGCUGUCCCAGUUCCGCUACCUGUGUCAGAGCAAUGCGUUGCCUUCGCAUAUCAAGAUCACCGUCACACGGCAGACGCUGUUCGAGGAUUCAUAUCAUCAGAUUAUGCGCCUACCCGCCUACGAACUGCGCCGCCGUCUGUACAUAAUCUUUCGUGGGGAGGAGGGUCUGGACUAUGGCGGUGUGUCGCGCGAGUGGUUCUUUCUGUUGUCGCACGAGGUGCUCAAUCCCAUGUACUGUCUGUUCGAGUACGCAAACAAGAACAACUAUAGCCUACAAAUCAAUCCUGCGUCCUAUGUGAACCCGGACCACUUGCAGUACUUUAAGUUCAUUGGACGGUUCAUUGCCAUGGCCCUGUACCAUGGUCGUUUUAUCUACAGUGGCUUUACGAUGCCCUUCUACAAGCGUAUGCUGAACAAGAAGCUGACCAUCAAGGACAUUGAGACCAUUGAUCCCGAGUUCUACAACUCGCUCAUCUGGGUGCGAGACAAUAACAUUGACGAGUGUGGUCUAGAGCUGUGGUUCAGCGUUGACUUCGAAGUUCUAGGCCAGAUAAUACACCACGAGCUGAAAGAGAAUGGCGAGAAGGAGCGCGUUACAGAGGAGAACAAGGAGGAGUAUAUAACACUCAUGACCGAGUGGCGUAUGACCCGUGGCAUUGAGCAGCAGACCAAGACGUUCCUUGAGGGCUUCAACGAAGUUGUGCCCCUAGAGUGGCUCAAGUACUUUGACGAGCGCGAGCUGGAGCUGAUACUGUGCGGUAUGCAGGACGUAGAUGUUGAGGACUGGCAGCGCAACACAAUAUACAGACAUUACAAUCGCAAUUCCAAGCAAGUUGUCUGGUUUUGGCAGUUUGUACGCGAAACGGACAAUGAGAAGCGAGCCCGUCUAUUGCAGUUUGUAACGGGUACAUGUCGAGUUCCGGUCGGUGGCUUUGCGGAGCUGAUGGGUUCGAAUGGGCCGCAGCGUUUCUGCAUCGAGAAGGUGGGCAAGGAGACCUGGCUGCCGCGCUCCCAUACGUGCUUCAAUCGACUAGACUUGCCGCCUUAUAAGAGUUACGAUCAGUUGGUGGAAAAAUUGACCUUUGCCAUUGAGGAGACUGAGGGCUUCUGCCAGGAAUGAGUGGUAGUCGAUUUGUGGUCAGUUUGUUGAUUAAUGUUUAAUUCCAAUUGAGAGCGUCCCGUUGUCGUCCGUUACGUUGAUAGUUACUGUUAUUAUUAUACAUAUACCUACAUGCAUAUACGUAUGUAUAACUAUAAUGUAGACACUAUGUUCACAUUUCCCUUGUGUGGAAUGCAUCCUAUUCCUGCGUUUGCAUAGCUAUUUAAAAAGAAAUACAUACAUUUUCUUUAGGCUUAUUUGGCUCAAUCCUUGCACUCCAUGUUAAGUUUCGGCCUAUGAUCUAUUCAAUGAUAAUAAAACAACUGAGAUUCACACACACACACACGCCCGAGCAGAACGCAUUGUGUAGGC
Molecule: messenger RNA, 3543 nt
Organism: Drosophila novamexicana
Lineage: Eukaryota; Metazoa; Arthropoda; Insecta; Diptera; Drosophilidae
Gene: Su(dx)
Product: E3 ubiquitin-protein ligase Su(dx)
Exons: 6
Coding region: 298-3192 (964 amino acids)
Biological process (GO): ubiquitin-dependent protein catabolic process
Molecular function (GO): protein binding; ubiquitin protein ligase activity
Source: RefSeq, a predicted model, not a curated record